AAAAAUCCGUGGCAGCUCCAGGGAGAGAACUCCUCCUACUAAAUUAUCAAAAAUGGGCUGGCUUUAGUCUCUUAACAAAUUGGACACAGCUCGGGCAGGAGCAGUCCCCAACCCAACCUACCGGCACUGGGAACUUUCCACGCAGCCAGGGACCGCUGAAAACAGCACUUCUUCCUCCCUCUUUGUAUUCAAAACUAUUUUCUCUCCGCACCAGAUUUUGUCCCCCCCCCCCCACGCUGCAGUUGUUUCCCAUUAGUAACUCGAUCUCCGCGAGCAGUGAGAUUCGCUCUCUUCGCCUGCUUUCCCCGCCGCCCGUGUUUGUUUGUUUUUUGCACAUCUCCUUCUGGGAGCUGGGGUCUUUCCCCCACCAAGCAGACCGAUUUCCACUCCGUCUGCCUCUUUCUUCUGCCCUCGCUCCCUCGUGCUCUCCUCGGUCCCCGAGCGCCUCUGCGCUCCUCCCGCGCGCGCGCGCGCGCGCAGCCCUCGGCGGUCCCGGCUGCUGCUUCCCUCGGAUGAGCUGAGAGCCGCGGGCGAGUGUAUAUGGAAAUAGUGGGCUGCCGAGCAGAAGACAACUCGUGUCCUUUCCGCCCCCCAGCCAUGCUCUUCCACGGGAUCUCUGGAGGCCACAUCCAAGGCAUCAUGGAGGAGAUGGAACGCAGAUCCAAGACCGAGGCACGCCUGGCCAAAGGCGCCCAGCUCAACGGCCGCGACGCGGGCAUGCCCCCGCUCAGCCCCGAGAAGCCCGCUCUGUGCGCCGGCUGCGGGGGCAAGAUCUCCGACAGGUAUUACCUGCUGGCGGUGGACAAGCAGUGGCACCUCAGGUGCCUCAAGUGCUGUGAAUGUAAGCUGGCCCUGGAGUCCGAGCUCACCUGCUUCGCCAAGGACGGCAGCAUUUACUGCAAGGAGGAUUAUUACAGAAGGUUCUCUGUGCAGAGAUGUGCCCGCUGCCACCUUGGCAUCUCGGCCUCCGAGAUGGUCAUGCGCGCCCGAGACUCCGUCUACCACCUGAGCUGCUUCACCUGCUCCACCUGCAACAAGACUCUGACUACGGGCGACCAUUUCGGCAUGAAGGACAGCCUGGUGUACUGCCGCGCCCACUUCGAGACCCUCUUGCAAGGGGAGUACCCGCCGCAGCUGAGCUACACGGAGCUGGCGGCCAAGAGCGGCGGCUUGGCCCUUCCCUACUUCAACGGCACGGGCACGGUGCAGAAGGGGCGGCCCCGGAAGCGGAAGAGCCCCGCACUGGGAGUGGACAUCGUCAAUUACAACUCAGGUUGUAACGAGAAUGAGGCAGACCACUUGGACCGGGACCAGCAGCCUUACCCGCCCUCUCAGAAGACCAAGCGCAUGAGGACCUCCUUUAAGCACCACCAGCUUCGCACCAUGAAAUCCUACUUUGCCAUCAACCACAACCCGGACGCCAAGGACCUCAAGCAGCUUGCCCAGAAAACAGGCCUCACCAAAAGAGUCUUGCAGGGAGAACAAAUCUUGGGGCAUUACAGCCAAACAUCCCGACGUUUGAAAAUUCCCUAAAGUAUUAAAAGAAGGGGAAAAGUUUGAUCGGAAAUCCACUGCAGUGAAGACAAAGACACUAUUAGGUUAUGAUAAUCAUACAUUUAAAAAUUUAUUGAGCCAAAAAGAGAGAGAGAGAGACAGAGACUUAAGUGUCAUUUACUGAAUGUUAACAAAACUUCUGUUCUUUACGGUGUCUAACACAAAAUGAAGGCUUAAAAUCAUGUGGCUUAAAAUGAAACCAGAUAAACCAGGUGCAAACCAGAGCAGCCUGGCAGUAAUAUGCCCACCCCAUAUUUGAAGAAAAUUAUUAUUGAAAAAAAUCCCACACAUUUGUCAAGCACAAAUAGUUGUAAAAUAAAGUCCAAAAGACGUUCAUUUCACUUGCUUGCUAAUGUGUAUCAGUCCUCUCUGUUCAUGGCAUUUUACAAUUGUAAAUUCAAAGAAGAGCUACCACUCAUUUACGAGUCUAGGGAUCAGACCCCAGUAACUUUAGUAUUAUUGUUUAUUACUUCCUUUUAAAACAGAAAUCUGUGCAUGCACCCUUAGAUCUGUCACCUCUAGUGUACAUCUCUGUAUGAUGACUUAUCUUUGCUGUUUCUUGUAUGAUAAAUAGCUUUCAUUAAUAAACAUUUUAUUUGGUGCAAACAUAGUUAACUUUAUGUUAAACAUAAGUUAAUUUUGAACACUGGCCUUAAGAGGCAGCCCAGCACACUUACAACUUGUUGUGUAUUUAGGACAAACUCCAAACAGUAUAAUGAGGUUACAUUCUGGCAGUCUAGGAUAAAAUUAUUUAUUUGGUUCUUAACUUUUCAUGACUUAUUUUCUUUUGUUUCAUUCCAUUGACAUGUACAUUAAAAAUAAAGAAACAAAGUAAACUGAAAUUGUGAUGAAAAUAAACCUCAGAAUAAGCUGUUAUGUAAAAUUCCAGCAACCUUUUCAAAUUAUUAGAGUAACAUUUAUAGAUCCUCUGAGUUUACAUGUUUGCUAUGCAAUGAGUGAGUUUAUUGAAGUAUACAAAUAUAUACUGAGCUAUGAAGAGAUCCAGUCUUGGCAUAGUUCAUGGGUCCAUACUGCAAACAAAAGAGCAAGUGAAAGCAAAAGAAGUAUUUAGGAAUGAGGUUUUUUAAUUAUUAAAGGGACUAUUUGAAGAAAGAAUUUUUUUUAUUCCUAGUUAGCUUUAUAUCCAAAGCAUAUGUUAAACAAAUUAACAUAUAAAAUACUUUCCAGAAAAUUUUUCAUAACGAUGAAAUUUUUAUUAUAUACAAAUGAACCGUAUGUAAAUGAUGUAACUUUUAUGAGUGACAGACAUUAAAUAUUUCACUUACACGUAUUCUCAGAAUUUUGAAUGUUCUCUUAAAUUCUUUCACUUCCUAAAUACUUAAGAAAGAAAUUUUAAAGAGAGAGCGACUUACUAACAAAAAAAGCAAUUGCACGUGACAAGUAGACCAAUGGAAAACACGUUGGUCUUGUCAGUAACUUGAUGUUUAUGCCUCAUUGAAACCUCCUCUAUGACCAUCGCAGUUUAAAUAGAUUUUCCAAUACUUUUCUAGCCAGUUGAUUCCAAUCUGUAUCCUACAGCCUUGCCCUCUUGCCUUGUUCUGUCACCUAUGGCAGUUUCAUUUAGAAACACUUUGGAACCUCGCCUGGUUUUACAGACCUUUAAAUAUUUGUCUGGUAUGUGAAAUGCGGGAAGAGACCAAAGAGGGAAAGAACAUAACUGAAAUUAGACAUCUGAAAAAAAUGAUACAAAUUUGAAACAGGCACUUUUUUUUUUUUUUUUUUGGUUAAAAAAAAAAGAAAGGAAAGGAGCACUAAUGAGUGGGAAGAGAAAAAAGUACGAGGUGGAGCGGGGCAGGCCAGCAUGCUUGGGCGACUGCACACGUGUUGUUUGGCAUGGCCUAGAAGAAUUCAGGAAGCAGGGCACCAGACUUUCUUAGCUGCUGCCUCCCUCUGCCUAGGCUCGUCUAACUCGUGGCAAAUGGAUCUGGGACAGGAACAGCUUUCCUGAGAGUGCCUGUGAGCUUUGGUUAAAUAGCCAUCUUCAUGCGGACUUACAUAGUGGGUAGGUUUUUGAUACCUCAAAGAAGGAUGGAAAUCUAUCAUUAAAGGGACCCAAAGCAAGCAUCUUUAAAAGCUUGGUGAUUUUUCAUUGCCUAGAAAAGAAAUUGCUUUAUUUAACAAAAUCCCAGCAGAACCCACUGUUCAUAAUUUGAAGUCAAAGCAAUUUUUUUUUGUUAUCCACACAUAUAAAUAGCAUUUUCUGGUGUGGUAUACCUGCAAGGGGUGUUGUGGUGGAAAGCCUUAGAAAUGGGAACUUUUGGAAUGGAAAUUUGGAGUCAUGUCAUUCUAGACUCUUAAAGAGAUUAUUAGGGAUAAUAUUGCUGUUCCAAAAGAGAAAUAUAAACACAUAAUUUUGUAUGAAGCUUUGCUAUUUAAUUUUUAACUAUGUCAUAAACAAGACUAGCUUUACUUAUAGAGAGACUGUGUACUCUCAAGGUGAUGAAAUACCUUUUACAUUUUAUGGUCUUUAGACAUCACGGUGAAAUAAAGACACUAGGACUUAGCAGAAAGUGAAGAAUUUUCAUUGUAUUUCUUUGAAGCCAUAUAUAUGGACAAGCUCUGGAUUGGCCUUUUUGAUCUGUUGUCUAUUUUGUAGUAACUAGGACCCAACUCUGAAUAUUGAAAUAAAUAAAAAUUCUCCCAUGUAAAGCCUCAGCCCUUUGCUUUACAGCCCAUGUCAAAAGUAAGAAGUGAUUUUCUUUGUGAUUUGCUUUAUUGAUUUUAAAUGCUUUCAUGAUCUUUAUUCUGCCCUCACAAUAUUUCUUUCAGAAUAAUAUUAUGGUUUACUUUAUCUUUAAAAAAAUUAUGACUCUAAGUUAAUGUAUUAUUUUGAAUGCCCUGUGGGGAGGUUUCCUUUUUAUCUUGCCUGGUUCCCUAGAAAAAAUAUACAAAAAAAAGUCAGAACUGUGCAUGAUAUCCAAGGAAAAGUCUCUGAAUAUAAGUGCAAUAUUAUUGCCACAACUAAAUUUCUUUUUAACUGUGUUGCAAAAACAGAUAUCAUUGCAUAUCGUUCCUCACUUGCAACAUUUCCCUGUGAAUAUUAAUAUUGUUAGUCCUUCCUUAUAAUGCAUCACGUCGAUAAAUUUCUCUUCCCUUGGAUUAAUUUUUGCCUCUUUUGCAUUGCAUUUUAUCUUGUGCUGAAGUGAUUAAAAGCAGGCAAGAAUGAAGAUCCAGGUCCUAGCCAUAUGUAGAAAGCUGCUGGUGUGCAUUUCUGUGUACUUUCCCCUCAACUAUUAGAAUGUCAGGAACAUAUUCCUCCCCUUUGGAACUUCCUGUUUACAUCUUGCAUGAUCUUAUAAAUUAUAUCUGAAGAGUAACUGGAUACCUUUUAUGGUUAUUUGAAAAUAAAAUUUGCUACAAAUAAGAA
Molecule: messenger RNA, 4942 nt
Organism: Oryctolagus cuniculus (rabbit)
Lineage: Eukaryota; Metazoa; Chordata; Mammalia; Lagomorpha; Leporidae
Gene: LHX9
Product: LIM homeobox 9
Biological process (GO): neuron differentiation; regulation of transcription by RNA polymerase II
Cellular component (GO): nucleus
Molecular function (GO): RNA polymerase II transcription regulatory region sequence-specific DNA binding; DNA-binding transcription factor activity, RNA polymerase II-specific
Source: RefSeq, a predicted model, not a curated record